This is a messenger RNA of Pararge aegeria (speckled wood butterfly), 1189 nucleotides long. RefSeq names its product mannose-P-dolichol utilization defect 1 protein homolog. Lineage: Eukaryota; Metazoa; Arthropoda; Insecta; Lepidoptera; Nymphalidae. The coding region runs from base 368 to 1111 and encodes 247 amino acids. Gene Ontology annotation, biological process: oligosaccharide biosynthetic process. The transcript is spliced from 4 exons. The record is from RefSeq and is a predicted model, not a curated record.
GAAUUGAUGCAACCGUCACGUCACCUUUUCUGAUGUUUCCGAUGUUGAAAGCUGAAACGCCAAAUAGAUCGAACGCCAAAGGCAUAAAUUGAUUAUUAUCAGAACUAUCAGUGUCGAGUGUGUACUGAUAGUUCUCAGUUGUAUGGAUAAAAUUAUCAUUGUUAUCACAUAAUCGUAGAUCUACAUUUUAUGUGGCACUUAACAUUCAGUUGUUCAGCGAAGUUAUUCGGUCGAUAUCACUUCGCUUUUUCUAAUUUUUAGAAGACUGCAGUGUCUGCACGAUUAACUGUUUUCGAAUUAUAGAAUCAUGUAUUAAAUAAUAAGUUAAAUUAAGUGAGUUAAGUCCAAAUACUCUCAAAAAGCCAAAAUGGCUGAAUUUCUAAAAGGAUUGAUACUGUCCGUCCUAUCGGAAAAAUGCUACAAUGAAUAUUUUAUCAAGAACAAUUUUCUGGAUGAACCAUGUUUCAAAGCAACAUUAAGCAAAGGACUGGGUUUUGGUUUAAUCGCUGGCUCAAUGCUUGUGAAGGUUCCACAGAUUUUGAAAAUAGUUGGUAACAAGAGUGCAGAGGGUAUAAAUAUUUAUGGAGUUUAUUUGGAGUUAUUUGCGAUAACUGCAAACUUUGCCUACAGUUACAUUAUGAAAUUUCCAUUCAGUGCAUGGGGUGAUGGUACAUUUUUAGCAAUACAAACUUCAAUCAUCGCUUCACUGGUGUUACAUUAUGGUGGAUCAUCAGGCAAGGCUGCUGCAUUCCUUGCUACCUAUGUAGGAAUUGUUGCAGCUGUAGUCAGUGGCCAUGUACCCAAAGAUGUGCUGUGGAACAUGCAAGCUCUUAAUGUUCCAAUAAUAGUCAUUGCUAAGUCCAUUCAAGUGAUAACAAACUACAAGAAUGGUAGUACAGGUCAACUAUCUGCUGUCACUUGCCUUCUUUUGUUUGGAGGCAGCAUUGCAAGAAUAUUCACAUCCAUCCAAGAAACCGGCGAUUUCAUAAUAAUACUUACAUAUUGUGUAUCAACAAUCGCCAAUGGAGCCCUAGUCUUGCAACUAUUCUGGUAUUGGAAUGUACCUAAGGCUAACAAGAAUAUAAAUAAGAAAAAGAAGAAGCGCAUAUAGUUGCUCUAUAAGAAGUAACAAAUUCACUGAAAUAACUGUUUCUUUAGUGUAUUUAAAUACAUUUUUUCAUAGACUUUU